This is a messenger RNA of Prorocentrum cordatum, 474 nucleotides long. The record is from the annotation of a GenBank genome assembly. Lineage: Eukaryota; Dinophyceae; Prorocentrales; Prorocentraceae.
GAGGAGGAGCGGCUCAGGGCGGAGGCCGAGCGGCUCGAGGAGGAGCGGGAGGCGGCGCAGAUUUGGGCGGAGGUCGAACGGGCCGUCCGCCUGGAGAGGCUGCCCGCGGAGCCGGCGGAGGGGGAGGCCGGCGCGGUGCUGCUGACCGUGGUGCUCUCCGGCAGCGCCCGGAGGGCCCAGCGCAGGUGGCGCGCCACGGACCGUGUCGCGGCCGUGGCCGACUUUGCCUUCGCCUCGGCGUCGGAGGCGGAGCUGCCGCACGCGGCCGGGCCGCCGCGCCUGGUCUGCAGCUUCCCCGAGGCCUGGAGGUUGGCGCCACGUCGCAAAACUCGGCGGUGUGUCUCGGAGCGGGCUCGGGGUCCCGAGAGUCGGCGGCGAGCCUUCCCCCGCCGCGAGCUGCAGCCGACCGACGGCCGCACGCUGGCGGAGGCCGGCCUCGCGCACCGCGAGGUGCUGCACGCAGUGCCCUGCGGC